UGUAUGAUGAAUGUAUAUUCCUGCAGUAUACUUCUUAAUAUUCUGAUAUUCUGACAUUCUUUGACAUAUUUCAUGUAGUAUUUUAAAAAUAUAUUUCUUAGGUUGCAUUCUAAAAUAUUUGAGUAAAAUGCCCAAUAUCUCAAGUUUCUGAGAAGUAUUUAUGAUAUGCUUUGGUGACAUUGUAUGUGUAUCAUGGGGGGGGUAUAAGUAUAUUACCUUAUAACCCAAAGCAGAUAUAAUUAUCAUUUUUAAAUUUCUUACACUUGUGUCCUCUUUCCUAUUGUGUUCUCUGCUGCUCUUUCAUUUGUUCUCAUCACUGUGAUUUCACCCUGGUGCUAUUUGGGUAUUCACUGCUUAUUUAUCUGAAAAUGAAUGGCUGUUGCACAGAAGCAGGGAUAUCAAUUCCUCCAGCUUCUGGUUGUCUUUCAGGCCCUAAGUGAUAUUAUAAUCCAAUCUAUUAGUUGUUAACCUAGCAGAAACCAGCCUACUUUGAAGUGGCUUUGGUACUAUUUUCCUAUUCAUUAUCUGAAAGAGGUUAUCCUAUCCUAUUUAAAUAUGGGUGUUGGGUGGUGGUGGUGGUGUUUUUUUUAAUUGAAUGUAUUAUAGGAUGUGAUUUGCAUGAGGCAGGACAUCUUUGUCAGUAUGGACACACUAAAAUAAAAUGUUUAAUUUUCUUGGUGAAAAUAUAGUUAGUGACAUUUAUCUUCUGUUGCUUUCAGUAGUGGGUUAGUUAUUAAGUCAAACAUAUGCUGAUUACUAUGCAUCUGCCAAUUAAGGCAGAGGUAAGAGCAGAAUAUAGUUGUUAGGAGAUGAACUUACUAGUUAAGGUAUUUGUAGGGGAGCUAUAGAAGUGAUAUUCCAAAACAGCAACGGUUUCUAAAACUCAACAGGAAAAUGGUGUAAGUACUGCUAAUCAUCAUAUCCCUGGCAUCUAGCGUCUGACACAAAGUAGAUACAGGUAAAUAUUUGUUAAGCAAAUUAAUGGAUUAAUGAAUGAAGAAAAGGAAUGUAGGAAUAAGUGCCUAUUUGCUUUUCUCAUCUAUUGAAAAAUCACUGUAAAAUAAAUAUUUAGAUAACCAUUAUUCUGUUGACACCUCUAAAGUCCAGUUAAGUUAAAAGAAUCACUGUUUGAAAGUUAGUUGCAUUGCAGGUUAUCCUAUGCUAUUUAAAUAUGGCUUUUUAAAAUUAGGCGUAUUGUAGCAUCUUUCAUUAGUGGAGAAAAUUUUAAUGUUAGCAUUUCUCUUUCCUGUAUGUAUCUUUCAGUCUUAGGAAAACAGUUUAGCCUUUUUCCGAUUUUCUAAUUUUGUCUAUUAUGCAGAGACAGCAUAGGACCUGAGAGACUCAGCUGGUCGUAUGCUCUUGGAGCAGAGCUAUAAGGUCUAGGGAAUUUUCCAUACUCAUGUCUGUGAUGCACAUGAAAUAUGUUAAUAUUGUUGGUAACAUACCCAGAAUAAUAGCAUAUAAAGUAAAUAAAGGUUACUGGGUACAAACCAGUAUAGAACCUUGAUUUGAGGUUCUCUUACUGCCCUUUUAUACUGUGGAGCUAUUAUAUGCCCUCUAAUCUCCUAUCCACCCCCACCGUCUUCGUGUACACAUGCUCUAAGAACACUGUGCCUGUGCAUUUUACUCUGAUCAGUUUCGUUUUCUCUGUGAUAGGGUAGAAGAAAGAAACAAUAUUUAACAUUAAAUUGUUGAGCAACACUAAAUCCUGAAUAAACCAGCUUAGUAGCUGCCUAAGCCCAGAUGCCUGAAUUCCAGAGAAGUUCAGUUCGGAUUAAGAACCCUGCAAGAGUAGAAGAAAUUAUCUGUGGUCUUAUUAAGGGUGGAGCUGCCAAACUUCAGAUAAUAACAGACUUUGAUAUGACACUGAGUAGAUUUUCCUAUGAAGGGAAAAGAUGCCCAACAUGUCAUUAUGUCAUUGACAACAGUAAGCUGGUUACAGAUGAAUGUCGAAAAAAGUUACUGCAACUAAAGGAAAAAUAUUAUGCUAUUGAAAUUGAUCCUGUUCUUACCAUAGAAGAGAAGUACCCCUAUAUGGUAGAAUGGUAUACUAAAUCACAUGGUUUGCUUGUUGAACAAGCUUUACCAAAAGCUAAACUUAAAGAAAUUGUGGCAGAAUCUGAUGUUAUGCUCAAGGAAGGGUAUGAGAAUUUCUUUGAUAAGCUCCAAGAAUACGGUAUCCCUGUGUUCAUAUUUUCGGCUGGUAUUGGUGAUAUACUAGAGGAGAUAAUCCAUCAAGCUGGGGUUUAUCACCCGAACAUCACUGUAGUGUCCAACUUCAUGGAUUUUGAUGACAGUGGAGUGCUGAAAGGAUUUAAAGGCGAACUAAUUCAUGUAUUUAACAAACAUGAUGGUGCCUUGAAGAACACAGAAUAUUUCAAUCGACUAAAAGACAAUAGCAACAUCAUUCUGUUGGGAGAUUCCCAAGGGGACGUAAGAAUGGCAGAUGGAGUAGCCAAUGUUGAACACAUCCUGAAAAUUGGAUAUCUAAACGAUAGAGUGGAUGAGCUUUUAGAAAAGUACAUGGACUCUUACGACAUUGUUCUAGUAAAAGACGAAUCAUUGGAUGUAGCCAACUCUAUCUUACAGAAGAUUCUGUAAACAAGCAUUCUUCAAGAAGACCUCUCUCCUGUGGGUGCAAUUGAUGCAAGAACUGCUCACCUAUUCAUCUUGCUGAAAGACUUCUAUUUAUAAUGCGUUCUUGCUCUUGAAGUUUUUUUCUCUCCAUUACUGAGGUAUUUUUGGACAUAUUGAAUCCAGCAACUGGAAGCUCCUUUUUUUUCCCCACCUCUCUCAACACACUCCUCAACUCUAUUUUUUAAGAUUGAAAAAGAAAAUCGUAAAGCCAAAAUUUGAAAAAUAACUCCCUGCAUUUCCAGAGUGAAUUUUUUAGUGUAAUGUUAUCAUGAGGUUUUUGAGAAAACUUUUUACUCUGGGAAAGUUUGUAUAAGUUUAAAAAGAAGUUUUAUGAAAUGGUGAAAUAAUGUGCAUGAUUUUAACUGUUGCCAUUUUUGUAAUUGGGGUGAAUUAUGCUGAUAAUAUCACCAUCUCCUGAAAUUGUAUUAUAUUUGGUUAUUCUGUUCCGUGAAAGUCAGUAUUUGCCAGAAAAUAUUGGCACUCAGUGUUUGAAAAAAACCAUUUGUAUCCACAUGUCACUAAUCAUUACAAAAUGUUCUAUAUUGAAGCACUGAUAAUACAUAUGAAAUGAAAAGCCUUUUUAAAUUA
Leptonychotes weddellii (Weddell seal) is the source of this 3225-nucleotide messenger RNA. It is a transcript of the gene NT5C3A, whose product is annotated as 5'-nucleotidase, cytosolic IIIA. The record is from RefSeq and is a predicted model, not a curated record. Gene Ontology annotation, molecular function: 5'-nucleotidase activity; magnesium ion binding. NCBI's taxonomy places the organism in Eukaryota, Metazoa, Chordata, Mammalia, Carnivora, Phocidae. Gene Ontology annotation, cellular component: cytoplasm.